AGGAGUUAGUUCACUUGAAAGCGAGACUAACAAGCUCAGUGUUCUACUCAUUUCUCUUCAACCAUGAUACUGAUAUUCCUUUUCAUCCUUUGUUUAGAAUUAGUAAGCAGCAGAGAAUAUUCCGGACAUGAAAAUGCUAAAAUAGCUCCAAUUCCCUAUCGAUUCUCCGAUAAUUCAUUGAAAAAUGAUUACAUGUACGCCUAUUAUUCACCAAAAUUUAAUUCACGUGCGUAUACAAGAAGCCCAUUUAUUGCAAUUCGAUACACUUUCGGAUAUAAACCAUACAGAUACGCUUACGGAGUGAGACCUGUUCUAAAAGAUUAUUUGAAAAAAUUUAGAUCCUGGAAACAAGUAGAGAAAGACCUGGCAGCAACACCAAAACCUGAACUGUUAUCGUAAGAACUGUGGCCAAUUUAUGUUGUAAAGAAGAUUAAAACGCAUUAUUAAUAUGUGAUUUAAUACAUUUCAAUUAUAAGUUAUCAGUUAAUUGUGAUCAAUCAUUUCAUAAAUUGAUCAUCUGAUCGAAUAUCAGCUAAUUAUCAUACAAAAGAGAUGUAUCAGACAUUGAACAAUUAUUUUAAUAAUUAUAUUUCGA
Molecule: messenger RNA, 595 nt
Organism: Centruroides sculpturatus (bark scorpion)
Lineage: Eukaryota; Metazoa; Arthropoda; Arachnida; Scorpiones; Buthidae
Exons: 2
Coding region: 64-399 (111 amino acids)
Source: RefSeq, a predicted model, not a curated record